AUGAGUUACGAGAAAACGACGUCGUUUAAGAAACAAUCUUUUUUUGAGGUUAGACCAAAAACCCAUGUUUCGCUUCCAUUGAGCUCCGUUCUGGUCACUCGAGUUCCGUACAGUCGUGACAUGAGAGGCUUUGCUUCUUCAGCAUCUAGAGCAGCCGCGGCAGCAACGAAACCUUUUAAAACCCUAAUUUCCUCAGGUAAACCCACAAAUCCUCUCGACCAGCGUUACAUUUCGCAAAUCAUAGUCAGAAAAGACUGGUUUUUGAUCCUGAAGCAGGAAUUCAACGCUCAUCGAAUCGGUUUAAACCCUCGAUUCAUCAUCAGCGUUUUGCAGAAUCAAGAAAACCCAUUACAAUCCCUGAGAUUCUACCUCUGGGUCUCCAACACCGACCCGAUUUACGCUAAGGAUCAGUCUCUGAAGAGCGUUCUAGGGAACGCCUUUUUUCGGAAAGGCCCUUUAUUGCUUUCUAUGGAAUUGCUUAAGGAGAUUAGGGAUUCUGGGUUUCGGAUUAGUGACGAAUUGAUGUGUGUUUUGAUUGGAAGCUGGGGAAGAUUAGGUUUAGCUAAGUACUGUAAUGAUGUUUUUGCGCAGAUAUCGUUUCUUGGAAUGAAACCUAGCACUAGGCUGUAUAACGCUGUGAUUGAUGCGUUGGUGAAGUCUAAUUCGAUUGAUUUGGCUUACCUGAAGUUUCAGCAGAUGCGUAGUGAUGACUGUAAACCGGAUAGGUUUACGUAUAAUAUACUCAUCCAUGGUGUUUGCAAGAAAGGUGUGGUUGAUGAAGCGAUUCGAUUGGUUAAACAGAUGGAAGGAGAAGGGAAUAGGCCCAAUGUGUUCACGUACACGAUUUUGAUUGACGGGUUUUUGAUCGCAGGAAGGGUCGAGGAGGCUUUGAAGCAGUUGGAGACGAUGCGGGCGAGAAAGCUGAAUCCUAAUGAAGCUACAAUAAGAACUUUGGUUCACGGGAUUUUCCGUUGUUUGCCUCCAAGUAAAGCGUUUGAGGUUGUGGUUGGGUUUAUGGAGAAAAACUCAAACUUGCAGAGAGUAGCUUAUGAUACUGUGUUAUGUUGUCUAUCGAGCAACUCAAUGGCUAAAGAGACUGCUCUAUUCUUGAGUACGGUAGGUGAGAGAGGUUAUGUGCCUGAAAGCUCAGUGUUCAAUGCUGUGAUGAAUUGUCUCUUGAAAGGGUAUGAUCUUGCUGAGACGUGUGGGAUAUUUGACGGUUUUGUUAGUCGAGGAGUUAAGCCAGGAUUCAACGGUUAUCUUGUGGUAGUUCAAGCUCUGUUGAAUGCUCAGAGGUUCUCUGAAGGUGACCGGUAUCUGAAACAAAUGAGUGUUGAGGGGCUUAUAUUAAGUGUAUAUGAUUAUAAUGCGGUAAUCGACUGUCUCUGCAAAGCUCGACGGACACAGCGUGCAGCUAUUUUCUUAACAGAUAUGCAGGAUAGAGGUAUAUCUCCGAGUCUCGUAACUUUCAAUACUUUUCUAAGCGGUUACAGCGCAAAGGGCAAUGUAAAGAAGGUUCACGAAGUACUAAAGAAGCUUCUGGACCAUGGUUGCAAGCCAGACGUGAUCACUUUCAGUUCGAUCAUAAACUGUCUUUGCCGUGCAAAGGAAAUCAAAGAUGCAUUUGACUGUUUCAAGGAGAUGUUGGAAUGGGGAAUUGAGCCAAACGAGAUCACAUACAAUAUCCUGAUUCGCUCCUCUUGUUCCACCGGAGAUACAAGUAAAUCAGUGAAAUUGUUUGCGAAGAUGAAAGAAAACGGGUUAAGUCCAGACGUUUAUGCGUACAACGCGGUUAUUCAGAGUUUUUGCAGGAUGAGAAAGAUAGAGAAAGCUGAGGAAUUGCUUAAAACGAUGUUGAAGAUUGGUUUGAAACCAGAUAACUUUACAUACAGCACUCUCAUCAAAGCUCUAAGUGAAUCUGGAAGAGAGAGUGAAGCAAGAGAGAUGUUCAGCUCAAUGGAAAAACAUGGAUGUGUUCCAGAUUCAUAUACUAGACGUCUUGUUGAAGUACUCGACCUGAGACAAAGUAGACUCUCGAGUGAAACCGUGUCAGCCUCAUAG
Messenger RNA from Arabis nemorensis, 2061 nucleotides. The record is from the annotation of a GenBank genome assembly. Lineage: Eukaryota; Viridiplantae; Streptophyta; Magnoliopsida; Brassicales; Brassicaceae.